AUGAACCCACACCAUCAAAAUGACUGGUGGCAGCAGUGGGGUAUGAACCCACACCAUCAAAAUGACUGGUGGCAGCAGUGGGAUAUGAACCCACACCAUCAAAAUGACUGGUGGCAGCAGUGGGGUAUGAACCCACACCAUCAAAAUGACUGGUGGCAGCAGUGGGGUAUGAACCCACACCAUCAAAAUGACUGGUGGCAGCAGUGGGGUAUGAACCCACACCAUCAAAAUGACUGGUGGCAGCAGUGGGAUAUGAACCCACACCAUCAAAAUGACUGGUGGCAGCAGUGGGGUAUGAACCCACACCAUCAAAUUGACUGGUGGCAGCAGUGGGAUAUGAACCCACACCAUCAAAUUGACUGGUGGCAGCAGUGGGGUAUGAACCCACACCAUCAAAAUGACUGGUGGCAGCAGUGGGGUAUGAACCCACACCAUCAAAUUGACUGGUGGCAGCAGUGGGAUAUGAACCCACACCUUCAAAUUGACUGGUGGCAGCAGUGGGGUAUGAACCCACACCAUCAAAAUGACUGGUGGCAGCAACAGGAAAUGAACCCACACCAUCAAAAUGACUGGUGGCAGCAACAGGAUAUAAACCAUGUCAUCAAAAUGACUGGUGGCAGCAACGGGAUAUGA
Lytechinus variegatus (green sea urchin) is the source of this 633-nucleotide messenger RNA. Its product is annotated as bifunctional endo-1,4-beta-xylanase XylA-like. The coding region runs from base 1 to 633 and encodes 210 amino acids. The transcript has a single exon. The record is from RefSeq and is a predicted model, not a curated record. Lineage: Eukaryota; Metazoa; Echinodermata; Echinoidea; Temnopleuroida; Toxopneustidae.